Dioszegia hungarica is the source of this 753-nucleotide messenger RNA. RefSeq lists its product as uncharacterized. Bases 1 to 753 code for a protein of 250 amino acids. Lineage: Eukaryota; Fungi; Basidiomycota; Tremellomycetes; Tremellales; Bulleribasidiaceae. The transcript has a single exon. The record is from RefSeq and is a predicted model, not a curated record.
AUGGUCAAUCAUCCAGGACAAGACUAUCAAGGCGCUGGCAGACCAAGCACUCAUCAACAACGACGCCAGAUGGAAGGGCAUCUGGACGAUCCCCCAGAUGGUCGCCCCCACGGCCCGCGCGCAGUGGAUAUCGACACUCAGGUCGCAGUUGGAUUCGACCAAACAGAGGGGUUCGUUCGUCUCUGCAAGUUGAAGGUCGACGACAAGGACAAGAAGACAUUUCCGGCAUUGAGCCAUAUUAUCUUUCAGUCCAAGCAGGAAGGCAAGGGACACCAGUUCAACCGCGAACAUAUCAGCAUUCCGGAGGUACGUGAAGCCUUGCACGAGCUCACGCAAGCCUAUCCCGAGAUUGGGGUGCACUGGGUGGGACGCCCAGGGAUGUGGCAGAUGCUUCGAGGGAAUAUCUCACCCCUCCUGACGUGCUACAGCGCGGCUAAUAGACCGCCACUACCAACAGAGAGUCUGUCCGUUCCGAAAGACCUUUCCAACCGAUUCCGGCGAACACUCCGGUGGUUCGGCUCGGCUAAGCAUGUCAAGGAGAAGGAGACAUCGAGCAUAUCAGACGCAAUGAGCCAGCUUGGUACCUCACUCGCCAGCCUGCAGAGGGUGAGCGUGAGUGAGUUUACGGUGUACAUUGGCGGCGUGAAGGGGAGGAGUGACGUGAUCGGGACUGUGAAGGUUGCGGAGCCGGACUUGAGGGAGGAGGCCGGGGAUAGAGGAUGCGCGUUUGUGUUGGCUCACGGUCCGGUCUGA